AUGUCGAAUGCUGAACUGUUGGAUUUUGAUGCUUCUCAAAAUGACUCUGCACACUUUUCAACUAAUAAUGGCGCUACAAAUGGAUCUGAGCAAACCCUUAAAGAAAUUCCGUUAUGUGUGGAGGGAAACGCACUGGAUGAUGUUAUGAAUCGCUUGAAUGCAUUGUCUAACGAAUUUGAAAAAUAUAAAUCCGAAACGACCAUAGUAUUGAACGAGCUUGUAGAUGGGUAUGAAAAGGCUAUUAGUAAAACACGGAGCACACGGAGCACACGAAGUACGGAGCAGUAGAGAAACGAAAAUCCUUUAUAAUAAAAUACACUGUUUACUAUUACAAUUUUUUGUUAUUAUUAAUAAAGAUUUUUCGCGAAUUUACACGUUGGGGAAGUAGGAAAAUGGGGCUUUUACUGAAAACAUGCAUAUGAUGCAAAACUGCCAAAAGCCAUUAAGCCAUAGUAUUUAAAUAGGAUUGUGAAACUCGUUAUCUUACAUCUAUCAAGCUUAUGUAGUUAUAUUAUAUUCCGAUUGCCAACGCAUAAAGAAACACUUACUGUAGAGAACAGCCGAUAUAUUUCGUUACCCCUGCCAAAAAAUAGCCAAGUACUCAUCUUUCAAUGUAGCGGAUCGACUGAACAUUAAAGCUUGUGAUGGAGAGAAGUGAAUUUUCGGUUUAUCCUUCGGCUCAGUGGCAGUGACAGUGUGCUGUACGGCCUACGUUUAAACCGUUAUACAGUACAUAAUUACUGCUUUGAAUUCACAUUCUUUCAAUCCGUUUUGAAUAUUCGGAAUCAUUCACAAUAUUAUACUGUAGACGAUCCGAAAACCUAUUCACCCCCCACCCCUUAACUAAACAUACAAUUCGGUGUAAGGUUUAAAAAUUGACGUGUAUUAUACUAUUAUUCUAUAUAUAAUUUAGGUAAACUCUAAAAGAAAAGCCGUACAGCUGCAUAUGACAUUCGGUUAAAAAAUUAGAACGCUGACUUUUUCGCGUUCUCUUUUUUUUGUCGUAAACAACUCCAUAUACGGAAGUUUGUUCCAUAUAUGGAGAAAGACGUGGAAACAGAUUUUUAAAAAAUGCUGAUUUUAAAAAAUGCUGCAUGAUUUUAAAAAAAUUACGAAAAUCUUUAUAGAGGUAUAAACUGUUCACAAUUUUAGCACUUUUUGAGUACUAUUUUGAGCACUUUUUAGCCCUUUUUGCCAGAACUUUGUUUGGAUUUUACCAGCGCAAUCUGGAAGGCCUAUUAAAUAAUAGCUCGAAUAAUAGUGCAUUUCGAUAUGCGUGCGUACUCGACCAAGUAUUUGGGAAUGUAUGCUUUUUACACGUACUCGACUUCAAAAGACAGCAAACGGCUGUAAGAUUUGUUAGCUUAAUUACUUGACCAAAAGUAAACGGCUGUACGCAUUAUUGUAACGCAUAUUGUGUGUACUCUAUCUAGUUUAGGCUAUAGCCAAAAUGUCCAUCACAUGUAUCUAAAGACUAAACUAUCAAACUUUAUAAUUCCAUCGGAAUCGAAAUACUGAUCUACAUGCGGCUGCCGGGCAGUAUUUUUAAAAUUAUACUACGUGCCCGGCAGUCAGGAAACACGUACAGUACAGCACACUGGGCCGAAGGAUAAACCGAAAAUUCACUUCUCUCCAUCACAAGCUUUAAUGUUCAGUCGAUCCCGGCUACAUUGAAAGAUGAGUACUUGGCUAUUUUUUGGCAGGGGUAACGAAAUAUAUCGGCUGUUCUCUACAGUAAGUGUUUCUUUAUGCGUUGGCCAACGGAAUAUCCGAAUAUAAUAUAACUACAUAAGCUUGAUAGAUGUAAGAUAACGAGUUUCACAAUCCUAUUUUAAAUACUAUGACUUUUGGCAGUUUUGCAUCAUAUGUGUUUUUCAGUAAAAGCCCCAUUUUCCUACUUCCCCAACGUGUAAUACGCGAAAAAACUUUGUUAAUAAUAACAAAAAUUUGUAAUAGUAAACAGUGUAUUUUAUUAUAAAGGAUUUUCGUUUUUCUACUGCUCCGUACUUCGUGUGCUCCGUGUUCCGUGUGCUCCGUGCUCCGUGUUUUACUAAUAGCCGUAUGAAAAUCGUAACAGCCAAGUGAGAGAUAAUCAACUUGCCCAAGAAAACGACUUAAAAAAAGCAAAUAUGGCACUUAAAUCUGACGUACAUAAACUUGAAUGUCUAUUGUCCGAAACCAGUUCUAAAUUAGUAGCUGCGGAAAGCGAAAAAGCUAGUCUCGUGACGGUUAUUCGGUUAAUGAAUGAGGAUUGUGCUAAUGCUGUUAAAGAUGUAGGGGACAACGUUCGCAGUCAAACGACUCAACCAAGAAAUCCAUGGUGUACGGUUCAUACAAGAAGCGAGAAUCAAAAAGGUAACGAGGUUACAAGACUGCACAACCAGUUCUCGUCUUUAGAGGACGAGGCAAAUGAACUAAACAAUAACAGUGACUUUGAUGCUUCCGUAAUUAAUAUUGAUUCUGAUAUACAACAACCAACACCUAGUCAAAAUAUGUCUGAGAGUACAAGUAAAUUUACAGAGCCCAAGGAUGACAGAACGCAAGGUACAAGUGGUAACAGUGAUCGAGUACCAAAGAAAGGUAUUGCACUUAUUGGGGAUUCAAUAAUCAAAAAUGUUAGUCCGGUAAAACUCUCGAAAAUGAAAGUUUAUAAAUUCACAUAUCCAGGUAAAACAACUAUAGAAAUAACUAAUGAGCUUGCCAAAAUUAAUAUUAAACCGGACCCGUCUCAUGUUGUUAUUCACGCAGGGACAAAUGAUGUCCCUGUUGAAUCUAUAGACGAAUGUGUUGGUAACAUGGAAAAACUUAUUACAACAGCUAAACAGAAAUUCCCUAAUUCUAAAAUUAGAAUUUCUGGACUUACAUUGAGACAGGAUAGUGAUUUAAUAUCAAAAAUAGAAGAAAUUAAUGAGAAAGUUCAGA
Molecule: messenger RNA, 2922 nt
Organism: Paramuricea clavata
Lineage: Eukaryota; Metazoa; Cnidaria; Anthozoa; Malacalcyonacea; Plexauridae
Source: the annotation of a GenBank genome assembly